AUGAUCGGCGCCCUCAUUGGUGUUGGUACUAUACUAGCAGCUACAUAUUCGCACUCUCGAUUAUUCCUCAAGGCAUAUCAAUAUCUCUUCCCAAUGACCCAGUUCUUAUCUUCGACAAGAGAUAAUCUGGCAUGUGAGACUAAGGCACCUGACGAAAUUGGAGAGCUUCCUGCUGAAGAAUUGCCACUUCAGCUACUUUUGAAGACUAUCCUUGACACUCUCAACUGCCGAUGUGUCCUUUAUCAGAUGAUGUGUUCAUUGUCAGAAUGCUCCAUGGAGGUUCCGCAAUCUCCUGAAUCUGAUACAACUGUCUUUGCCCCUUUCUCUGACAAGUUGAUGGGGGCUUUACUCAACGUUGCCCCUACACAUUGUAAGCUUACGCAUGAAGAUAAACCACUGUACCGUGGCGUCUUCGAUCUUGCCUUGUUACUGGAAGCGAGUUGUGUGCCAAGAUUGGUGACCCCCUAGCGGUGAAGAUCAACUGGGAGUCUCAAAUACUACUCUGUCCGUCC
This is a messenger RNA of Trichoderma harzianum CBS 226.95, 512 nucleotides long. RefSeq lists its product as hypothetical. Bases 1 to 468 code for a protein of 155 amino acids. Lineage: Eukaryota; Fungi; Ascomycota; Sordariomycetes; Hypocreales; Hypocreaceae. The transcript has 5 exons. The record is from RefSeq and is a predicted model, not a curated record.